GCCUGCAGCUAUGGCGGUCAUCUCUCUGACGUUCGGUCAGUACAUCCUGGAGCCCCUGUUCAUGCCCUGUGCGGUCCCCCCCAUGGCGGUCAAACUGGCCACCGCCAUCGGCAUCACUUCUGUUAUGUACCUGAACAGUAUGAGUGUGACAUGGACAGCUAGGAUUCAAAUCGUCCUCACCUUCUGCAAGCUGCUGGCCAUGGGUGUCAUCAUAGUGCCUGGAAUGUACCAACUCUUUAAGGGAGAGACCAAGAACUUUGAGAAUGCCUUUGACAUGAACAAUGUGAAAUUAUCUGGUAUGCCACUGGCCUUCUACUCGGGGAUGUACGCAUAUGCUGGGUGGUUCUAUCUGAACUUUGUGACAGAGGAGGUGGAUAACCCUGAGCGGACUGUGCCGUUAGCUAUCUGUAUCUCCAUGGCGAUUGUGACUUGCUGCUAUGUGCUGACCAAUGUGGCGUACUACACUGUGAUGUCAGCAGAGGAGCUCCUGGCCUCGGAGGCCGUCGCUGUGACUUUUGCAGAGAAGCUGAUGGGGAACUUCUCUGUCGUGGUGCCGCUGUUUGUGGCCUUGUCCUGCUUUGGCUCCAUGAAUGGCUCCCUCUUCGCCUUAUCAAGAAUGUUCUAUGUGGCUUCUCGUGAAGGACAUCUCCCUGAGGUUUUCUCCAUGAUCCACGUCCGCAAACACACUCCGCUGGCUGCUGUUCUCAUACUGUACCCUAUGACAAUGCUCCAGCUUUUUUUGGGAGACAUCUACAGCCUGUUGAACUUCAUGAGUUUCCUGCGGUGGCUGUUCAUCGGUGUGGUGGUGCUGGGGUUAAUCUACCUUCGAUAUACCAAACCUGACCUCCCCCGGCCCUUUAAGGUCCCGCUCUUCAUCCCGGUGGUUUUCUGCAUCACCUGUUUCUUCAUGGUCUUCCUGUCUCUGUACUCGGACCCGGUCAACACAGGGAUUGGAUUUGCCAUUUCCCUCACUGGCAUCCCCGCCUACUACAUCUUCAUUUACUUUAACCAUAGACCAAAGUGGCUUCAGAGGGCAUUAGACUGCUUCAACAGAACCCUGCAGAUCCUCCUGGUGGUGGUCCCUGCUGAGCAAUAACACCUCACGACUACACCACCCCCCCCCCUUCAGAUCACUCAAUACUGAGCUGAACUCAGACUCUGCAUUGAAAAUUGUUUAAAGUUCUAAGUAUGUAUCUGCUGAAUGUGAGUUUAUAAAAUGCGUUUUGAUAAAGAAUAAUGUUUUAUGCUGAAAGAAGUA
Notothenia coriiceps (black rockcod) is the source of this 1258-nucleotide messenger RNA. It is a transcript of the gene slc7a11, whose product is annotated as solute carrier family 7 member 11. NCBI's taxonomy places the organism in Eukaryota, Metazoa, Chordata, Actinopteri, Perciformes, Nototheniidae. The transcript is spliced from 10 exons. Gene Ontology annotation, molecular function: L-amino acid transmembrane transporter activity. The annotation marks the transcript as partial. The record is from RefSeq and is a predicted model, not a curated record. Gene Ontology annotation, biological process: amino acid transmembrane transport. Gene Ontology annotation, cellular component: membrane.